This is a messenger RNA of Phymastichus coffea, 4941 nucleotides long. RefSeq names its product neutral ceramidase (gene CDase). Gene Ontology annotation, molecular function: N-acylsphingosine amidohydrolase activity. Gene Ontology annotation, cellular component: extracellular region. The coding region runs from base 1187 to 3328 and encodes 713 amino acids. NCBI's taxonomy places the organism in Eukaryota, Metazoa, Arthropoda, Insecta, Hymenoptera, Eulophidae. The record is from RefSeq and is a predicted model, not a curated record. Gene Ontology annotation, biological process: ceramide catabolic process; long-chain fatty acid biosynthetic process; sphingosine biosynthetic process. The transcript is spliced from 15 exons.
UAUCUCUUUAGUCUGUUUGUUCUUUGUGCGAUUUUUGGUUUUCUCGGUUUUUUCUCUCUCCUGUGCAAGCACGUGUUCGUUCGUUGUUCCUCGAGCAAAUUAAUGUUUACUGCCGGGCUUCUCGCUCGCUCUCCUUCGUGGCUCGCUCUACAGGUUUACAGCUUGGAAUCUUUUUGGAAUUCUCGACACUUUUAGAUCUUUUCUCUCUUGCCUAAGAGAGACAAAGAGAUAUCGAAGCUACUUUUCGUCGAAUACUUCUAAUGGUGACCGGCUAAGCGAAGAAUUCUUUGACAGCUGAAUCACUUAGUGAAGAAUUUAUCAAUUGUUUCGUAUGAAAAAUUAGUAUCUACGUGGUUUGGGAAGGCCGUACGAAGAUUCACAUUGUCGAUACAUUUGUUCGUUACUUAUAAUUUUGAAAGCAUCGUGAUAUGUUCUUGCAUUUUGCAAUAUAAAUGAAGGUCGGUGAGAGCAUUAACGUCGAGAUGUUAAACGGAGAGUCACGGCUGCACUCGCAUAAUGCACGUUAAAUAAUUGCCAUUAAUAUUCCAGUAAAAACAGUUUUAUCUAAGCCAUCUUUUUGUCGAUUCUCAUUAUGAACGCGCUCACAGAUUAUCCAUUUACGCAGAACGAUAUUUGAAUGUCAAGAGCAAGUGGCACAGCAUAGAGUAUUUAUCGUCGCUCGCGCGCACGCAACGAUAACAUCCGUUUGGGAUAUAUAUACAAGUAUUUCCUUGACUCGCUUUCCCUGUAUGCGUUGUAAUCGCUUGAACGAAAUGGCCUGUGUAUAAUAAGCUGAAUUGACGAAGCAACCAACAAUAGGCUAUUCACGUUGUACAUAUUUCGGCAGUAAAAGGAAGUUUGCUCUUGGAGACGAAGUGGUGCGCAAUAAAUUAUCGCGAAGGACUUGAAAAAAUCAAGUACAUAUAGGUGGCUCGCACGUGUGCACGGAAUUGAGAGACAGAAAAAGAGUCGAAACGCGCAAGCGAGCGUACACGUGUGUGUGUUCGUAACAGCGCGAGUGGCGUGUUGGUGAUUCAGUGAGCUUUUUGCAUGUGCCAAGUGUUUUCCUCGCUGCACAAGUGUUCACUAACUCCAGAGAGUGUCGGAUAUUUCCAGCGGCAAUUUUCACUGGCCGGAUGUGCACUUAGAGGAGUCUUGGGGUGCGUUGGAGAGAACAGGAGAUUGAAUGGAUUCGUUGACGUUCAAGUGGAAACCGCCGACAUGUGGUUUAAUUAUGAUCGGCCUUCUAAUUGGUUUACUGGUACCGAGUGCCGCUUCCUCUUACAGCAUUGGCAUCGGCAUCUCCGACACCACUGGACCUGUCGCCGAAGUCGUUUUUAUGGGCUACGCGAAAAUGGACCAAAAAGGCUCUGGUCUUCAUUUGAGAACAUUCUCCCGAGCAUUUAUUAUUGACGAUGGUGAGCAGAGGUUCGUCUUCGUUACGGUUGACAGUGCAAUGGUUGGCCACGACGCGAAAGCUGCGGUACUGCGUAACCUUCAAUCAAAGUACGGCAAGUUGUAUACGGAGUCGAACGUGAUGAUCAGCAGCACGCAUACGCAUUCGAGUCCAGGCGGUUUCAUGAUGGACGUGCUUUUCGAUUUAUCGACCUAUGGUUUCGUCAAGGAGUCAUUUAGCGCUUUAGUCAACGGCAUUACCAAGAGUAUCGACAAAGCACACAACGCCAUUGUACCUGGACGUAUAUUCGUUACACGUGGACAAGUAUUGGAUGCCAAUAUCAAUCGCAGUCCAUUGGCCUAUGUGAACAACCCUCAAGAAGAGAGAGACAAAUACAAAUAUGACGUGGACAAAGACUUGGUGCAACUCCAAUUUGUCGCAGCGAACGGCCAGCCACUGGGUGUGAUCAACUGGUUUGCCGUACACCCGACAAGUAUGAACAAUACGAAUCACCUUGUUUCGAGCGACAAUGUUGGUUACGCGUCCAUGCUCUUCGAGAAAAAAAUCAACAAGAACGUCAUGGUGGGAAAGGGUGAAUUCGUCGCGGCCUUCGCCUCGACUAAUUUAGGAGACGUGUCGCCGAAUACCCGUGGUCCGAAGUGUGAGUUCUCGGGAAAACCGUGCUCAGCGCAAUACACGUGCCCCGGCCAAAAGGAAAUGUGCUUCGCUUCUGGGCCUGGCAAGGAUAUGUUCGAGAGUACCAGCAUUAUUGCCCACAAAAUUUUCGACGAAGCCUGGAAUCUAUGGUCGAGUGGAAUGGCAAGCGAGGUGAAAGGUCCAUUACGCGUCGUUCAUCGUUUCGUCGACAUGCCCAAGCAAAAGGCCAGUUUCUACAACCAGACAAGCGGGAAGGUCGAGGAGGUACACGGCUGUCUACCGGCAAUGGGUUACAGUUUCGCAGCUGGCACGACAGACGGUCCAGGCUCGUUCGCCUUCGAGCAAGGCACAACCACGUCCAAUCCGUUCUGGAACACCGUGCGCAAUUUCCUAGCUAAACCGACGGCCGAAGAUAUUCGUUGCCAUGGUGCGAAGCCAAUUCUACUAGCCACCGGUCGUAUGGUGCUACCAUAUCAGUGGCAACCAAAGAUUGUAUCAACGCAACUGGCACUAAUUGGUAAUGUGGUAUUGGCUGGGGUGCCGGGUGAGUUCACGACGAUGUCUGGCAGGCGACUACGCGAGUCUGUGAAAAAGGCUAUCACACGAGUAGAUUCAUCCCUUGAGAACAUUAACGUCAUCAUCGCUGGACUCUCCAAUACAUACAGCGAUUACGUUGCCACUCCCGAAGAGUAUCAGAUUCAGAGAUAUGAGGGAGCAUCAACGAUAUUCGGGCCGCACACAUUGACCAUCUACCUAGAGCAAUACGCCGAACUUGCAGAGGCACUCGUAAAGAGAACGACUGUUGACCCUGGACCAACUCCACCCGAUUUAUCAAAAGUAAAGUUAAUCAGUUUGGUGCCACCAGUUAUUUACGAUUCGCCUAAAUGGGGCAAAGAAUUUGGUGAUUGCGUCAAACAACCACCACGCACUGCUAGGCCUGGCGAUACUGUCAGUGUCCGAUUUAUUUCCGGACAUCCAAGAAACAAUUUUAUGACUGGAAAUACGUAUCUAACUGUCGAGAGAUUGGAGGAAGACGAAACUUGGACGCCAGUUGCUACAGAUGCUGAUUGGGAGACCAAGUUUAUUUGGGAAAGAACUUCAGUAAUACUCGGUUCUAGUCAUGUAAUAAUUAAGUGGGAAAUUCCCGAAAAUGUUAUACCAGGGGAGUAUCGUAUUCGACACAAUGGUUACUACCGUUACAUCCUUGGUGGAGUAUAUCCAUAUCAAGGAGUCACUGAUCAUUUUCAGGUAAAAACGCCUUACUUGAAUUACUGAUAAGUCUUUGCUAUAAUAAAUUCAACGACUAAAAGACUUGAGAUAUAUUCGAGAAUGAACAAACGAAAACCACUGAAUAGAAGUAAUGAAGAGGAAAAAAGUCUUGCCAGUGGAAUAAAAAAAGUUUAUGUGCUUUACUUUGAAAAAAGUUUCGCGGUAUUCACUUUAAAGAAAACAGACUACUCUUUAAAAAAAACAGACUACUCUUUACAAAAAAACUACUCUUUAUUCGUGUACUACAAAAUAGAUUCUUUUGAAAGUGAUUUCAAAAAAACUAAUUACUGACCACUAUCGAGACGUUGAAAAGAAAUUUAACUACGUAGAAUCGACUUUUAAAUUUAAUUAUGUGUUUUGAAGACUUUUAUUGAAAUAAGUUCUAAAAGACUUUUCAUCGUUAAAUUCAUUCCAGAUUUCAUUAACUUUCAUAUAGAGUUAAACGUAGAUUGCACUGUUUUGUAAAUAAAUUUGAUUGAUGUUUAAUUUUUAUAUCAUUUAUUCUUAUAUAUGCGGAAAGAUUUGACUACUGCCAAAAUAUUUAUGUAAAUCCCCUUUUUUUUAUAACCAUAACAGUUAUAAGAUAAAUUUUACAAGAAUCCAAUGUUUGUAUGUGAGAUCCAAUCUUUUAUAGAUUAAAAUAGUCAAUAAUAUGAUAAAAUUACAUAGCGUUUUCCCAGGGUAAGUUUAUAAUAAUUUCUACUUCAUAUGAAAAAUAAUAGUUACAUAUUACGAAGAUAAAAAAAGUAUCUGACAAUCCGAAUUAUAAUUAUAGAUUAUGUAUGAAUGAUAAUUAAUUGUCGUCAUAAUUUUUUAACGCAAACGGUAGUGGAAAUUUAAACUACAUAAGAUAUAAGAUGUCAUUAUGAGUUAAAAAUAUUGAUUAUAAUAAACUAUAUUUAUAUAGAAAAAUGAGUGUUACUUUGUCAUGAUUGUUCAAAAAAUAUUAUAAUUUUGAAAGUUAUUACUUUAAAUCAUGAGUUUAUCGAAAAAUAUGUACUAGAUUUAUAGUAAUUUUUUUAUACUUUUAAUUUUUUGCACAAACGUCUUUCAAAGCGUUAUAAAUACUCAGAAAAUGUAAGUCGCAAUUAUUUUUGUUGAGAAAGUUGAAUAUUUAAUUGUUCUCGUCAUUUAUUCGCACGAUUUCACUUGUCAUUACAAAGUAAUCGUAUAUGCUGAGAACUACCGGUAUUGCAAGGUUUGUUCAAAUAAGAGAAUUCUAAUGAACUGCAGAAUUGAAAAUUUAAUUAAACCAAAAAAGCUUUAAAAUAAUUUUCAAAGCAUAUAAUAACAAAUUUAAAAAAUGUAUUUAUUCAAACUUUUUAGGAUAAAUAAAAUUUUGGAUCAUUCAAACAUAAUACUACAAACCAUUUUUUGAAUCGUGUAAAUUCUUCGACAAUAUAUCAUUCAUAAAUAAAUUCGCUAGAUAUUUCAAAUGUAAAAACUUGAUUGCUGAGUCACAAAUUAAAACCUGUCUUUUUAAUUGCAUCCAGAAUAGAGCACGUAUCAUCAGUUAAAAAUUCAAUCAUAUCUCACAAAUUGUUUUAUUUUUUCCAAAGAUUAAAUCGACAUCUUCGUAAUAACAACAGCACAUUUAUACAUAUUAAUAAAUAUACUGG